Soboliphyme baturini is the source of this 393-nucleotide messenger RNA. The record is from the annotation of a GenBank genome assembly. Lineage: Eukaryota; Metazoa; Nematoda; Enoplea; Dioctophymatida; Soboliphymatidae.
AUGUUGAAUCCCGAGCUGCGUUCGCAGACCAAACGUCUGGCAGCUACCGGUGGCCGGCUGGCCGGCCUCGCCGUGUGUGCAUGCAAGUCGUUGUUGGGAGCGAGAGACAAUGAGGCGCAAGCUGACGAUUGUCAGGAGUGGCUGAGGACUGCUGCGAUUGCGAGUGUGAGCGGCAACAGCGGCGCAUGUCAGCCGUAUGCCUCGUUCGAUGGGUGGCUAAUUAACAGCGGACAAAUUGCUCCGGGGCGUGAAACGUUACAAAUCGCCCCUGCCGCAGCCGCAGCCGCAGCCGCUAUCGCCAUAUCGCUUCGCACACAUCUGCUCUUACGUCUCCUGAACUUCCUGCAACUUCAGGUGACGUCACAAGGCACACCAAAUGGACACGAGCCUUAA